Messenger RNA from Amblyraja radiata (thorny skate), 4363 nucleotides. It is a transcript of the gene cyp17a1, whose product is annotated as cytochrome P450, family 17, subfamily A, polypeptide 1. The transcript has 8 exons. The coding region runs from base 355 to 1875 and encodes 506 amino acids. Gene Ontology annotation, biological process: hormone biosynthetic process; progesterone metabolic process. Gene Ontology annotation, molecular function: heme binding; steroid 17-alpha-monooxygenase activity; iron ion binding. NCBI's taxonomy places the organism in Eukaryota, Metazoa, Chordata, Chondrichthyes, Rajiformes, Rajidae. The record is from RefSeq and is a predicted model, not a curated record.
UCUCAGUCUGAGGAAGGAUCUCGAUCCGAAACGUCGCCUAUUCCUUUUCUCCAGGGAUGCUGCCUGGCCCGCUGAGUUAGUCCAGCUUUUUGUGCCCUUCAGCAAAUUGUUUCAAAAAAUGUUGGCGGUACACUGUUGGAAUUAUAGUGCCCUCUGCAGUUGAAGUCUGUACUGAAAUCUUGCUGGGUAACAAAAACAGUGAGAUAUGAAUUAAGGCAACAAGGGGAGGGAUAUCUCCUGUGUGGUUAUUGAGCCUGCCAAGGCAUUGACUUGCAAAUGUAUAAAAGGGUCCACAUCCUUUGAUCCACUGCAGUCUGAGAAGGUUCCAGUUAGUGCUUUGGGAGCUCAGUGAAAAUGGAUCUGAUCGUGACGGCACUGAUCCUUACUGUGGGCUUCGUCAUCUUCUUCACCAGCCUCGUUCAGAGAAAGCUGAAGGGAGAGAAAUAUCCGAAAUGUUUGCCUUCCUUCCCGUUGAUCGGAAGUCUGCUGAGUCUAAGGAGCAAUCUCCCCCCUCAUCUCCACUUCCAAAACCUCCAGAAGACAUAUGGCAGCCUCUUCUCCCUCAUGAUGGGCCCACGAUAUGUGGUGGUGAUCAAUAAUUACCAAUACGCCAAGGAGGUCCUGCUAAAAAAGGGCAAAUUAUUUGCGGGGAGACCCAGUUUGGUGUCAACGGACUUGCUCUCCAGAGACGGAAAAGGCAUUGCAUUCGCAAACUACAGCCCAACCUGGAGAUUCCACAGGAAGCUCGUUCAAUCGAAUAUCUAUCAAUGUGGCAAUGGUCUCGAAACUCUUGAGGAACUAAUUUGUAAAGAGGUGACUUCCAUUUGCACCAUGCUUGAACAGUUCGUAGACGCCCCGCUCGACUUAAUGACCGAGGUGUCACGGAUGGUGACAAAUGUAAUCAGCUUGUUGUGUUUCAACUCAUCCUAUGAAAAGGGUGACCCAGAGUUCCAGAAAAUGCUUGAUUACAGCCAAGGAAUUGUGGAGACUGUCGGAAGAGACAACUUAAUGGACGUCUUCUCCUGGCUACAGUAUUUUCCCAACGAGGCUCUUCAAACUCUGAAACGAUCCAUUGCUUCUCGAGACAGUAUCCUUCACAGGAAAUUUGAAGAGCACAAGGCAAAUUAUAACAGUGAAUCCAUCAAUGACUUACUGGACUCUCUGCUGAAAGCUCAGGAGAAUGUAAAGAACAACAACAGUCCGAUCCCUGGACCACACCUGACCGACGACCAUUUGCAGAUGACCAUGGCAGACAUAUUUGGAGCGGGGGUGGAGACCACGAGUACUACUAUCGCCUGGAUCAUUCUCUACCUGCUCCACCAUCCACAGGUGCAAACUAAAAUACAGGAGGAAAUUGAGAAUAAUGUAGGACAUGAAAGACCCCCUAAAAUAAGUGAUCGAUGCAACCUGCAUUUUCUCAAUGCGACCAUAAGUGAAACGCUGAGGAUCCAGCCAGUGGCACCUCUCCUCAUCCCUCAUGUGGCUUUGGUAGACACCAGCAUUGGUGACUACACAAUCCCCAAAGAUUCAAAUGUGAUCAUCAACCUCUGGGCUAUUCAUCACGACGAGAAGGAAUGGAAAAGUCCAGGCACCUAUGAUCCAACUCGUUUUUUGGACACAGAAGGAAAGUACAUGCACUCACCUUCGCCCAGUUUCCUGCCCUUUGGCGCCGGCCCAAGAGUCUGUGUCGGGGAGGUGCUGACAAAGAUGCAACUAUUCCUCUUCUUUGCCACCUUCCUCCAGCGCUUCACCGUGGAGGUUCCCGCCGGGCACCAGCUGGCGGGCCUGAUUGGGAAAUCUGGGAUCGUCCAGCAACCAGAGAAAUUCAAAAUCCAACUCAAGUCCAGGAAGGCGUGGAAAGGCUGCGUCUCGUAAGACUGACAGCAAAGUGUUGCCCCGUUUGCAACCUUCCUCAGUGAGAAGGAGCAUGGAGAGUAACUGUAAACCGCUGAGCCCCGUAUCUUCUAAAUGUUGUCAUUCGCACUUGGCAUGCGCAUGUUAUGUCCAAAGUGUCUUUGUAAAUUUUCUCGUGUAUUCUCCACUGGAAAGAGCAACAAAAUGUUACCUUCAACCUUGUGUGGAGAGGUUUGCAGUUGGUGGGGUGAGGCCUUAACUUCUCUUCGGGUUUACAUGACUAGGUGGAAAGACUUGGCUGCAGGGUCUGCCCCAUUAGAGUCCUCGUAAAUAAAAGCCUCGAAGCGUCAAAUGGAAAGCUCUUGUAGAAUGAGGUUUACUGUGAUUGUAAAUCAGAUCUCCAAUCUCAACACCAGGAGAACAUCCAUUCCCUUUCCCUCAACGAGGCAACUCAAGUCGACAUUCACGUGCAACACCCACAGCCUUUGAGUAGUGAGGGAUUUUAAGGGCCUGUCCCACUUUCACGACCUAAUUCACGACCUUUUUUACUCGUGGACAUUUUUCAUCAGGCUAGAAAAUAGCUCCGACCUACUUGAUGCCACGAGUACCUACGAUUAGCAUCACGACCUACCUACGACCUCCUACGACCUUGUGAUGACCAUGCUGCGAGUAUGAGUCAAGGGCAAACUCGGCAGAGGUCGUGAAUGUGGGACAGGCCCUUUAGCAGGCAGCUGCUGGUUUUAGUUUAGUUUGCAGAUUUAAGCGUGGAAACAGGCCCUUUGGCCCACCGAGUCCACCCUGACCCUCGACCACCCGUUCACACUAGUUCCAUGUUAUCCCACUUUCACACCUGGCCUGGCAUGUGUUUGUAUAUAGUGUAGAACUCAAAGUGCAGGAGUAACUCAGCGGGUCAGGCAGCAUCUCUUGGAGAACAUGGGCAGGUGACGUUUUGGGUCGGGACCUCAGUCUGCUGAUUAUAGUCACGGGGGGGGGGGUGGGGGGUAGAAUAUUGGAAAAGAGGUGGUGGUGGGACAAAGCCAAGCAAGUGGUAGGUGGAUGCAGCAAGGGGCGUGGGAGGAGUUGAUUGCUGCAAAUCUCCAUGCCGCUCUCUCCCUCACCCCCCCUCUCUCUCCCUCCCCCCCUCUCUCCCUCCUCCUGUCACCCACUUUCCCUUUCCUCCUCUCUCUCCCUCCCUCUCCCUGCUUCUCUCCCUCAAGCUUUUCACUGUACCUUGAUAUACGCAACAAUAAACUGAACUCAAACUCAAUGAGAGAGGGAUUGAGCAGAUACUUGGUUUGACAAAUGUUGCAGCAUCGACAUAUUUGAAUAGUUUAGUUUAUUAUUAUUCUCAUUUGUUCUUGAUUAGUACGGGUGUCAGGGGUUAUGGGGAGAAUGGAGGAGAAUGGGGUUAGGAGGGAUUGACAGAUCAGCCAUGUUUGAAUGGCGGAGUAGAUUUGAUGGGCCAAAUGUACUAAUUCUGCUCCUAUCACUUAUGACCUUUUGAAUCCUUGAAUAUGGAACAGUCCCCCAACACAAAGCCGUUUUGAAGUAUCAUACAUCUAAAAUAGAAAAGUCUGCUAAACACGUAUUUGAAUAUUAAUAGCCACAUUUUCUGAUAGUCAGAAGCUCUGCCAGUCAGGUACUGAGACGCCAAAUUGCUGGACAUUACAUUGGCCCUGGCGUUUUGAUGUUUUGAAUAAAAAGCCUCAUUCUCCCAUCUGAAGAUAGGUGAAUCCCUCUCAAUCUUCUGUAGCAAAAACAAGUACUGCUAAAAUUGUCACAUUCAAAGGCAGGUAGAACCCGGCAGGUCAAGCAGCAUCUGUGGAAGCAAAAUUUAGCAAGUUUGCAGGGUUUUGAGCCAAAAUAUCGCCUAUUUAAUCUACUUUAGUUGAAAAAUACAGCACGGAAACAGGCCCUUCGGCCCAUCAAGUCCACGCCGACCUGCGAUCACCCCUUACGCUAGCAUUAUCCUACAUACUUUACUAAGCAGGACAAUUUACCGCUGCGACACAGUGCAGCCAAUUAACCUACAAACCUACAUAUUUGGAGUGUGGGAGGGAACUGGAGCACCCAGAGAAAACCCACGCAGGUCACAGGGAAAACAUGCAAACUCCUUACAGACAUCAACCGUAGUCAGGUUCGUACCCCAUGUCUCUGGCGCUGUAAGGCAGCAACUCUACCACUGCGCCACCGUGCUGCCCACAUCUGACAUCUUUUGCCUCCAUAGAUGCUGCUGGACCUGAUUUCUUCCAUCAUUCUGAUUUUGUUCUAGAUUUCAACAUCUGCAGUCUUUCAAGUCAUCACAUUGAUUCUUAUCUUGUAAUUAUCUCUCAUUGAUGAAUACUUCAGGGGGUCACAGCUUCACAGUGACGGUCAUUCAAAAUCAUGAUCCAAAGCUUGGGAUGUUUAUAUUAAAUAUUUGCAUGAAAAAAUUCUAUAUAAAUAUAUAUUGACUAUUACUACUUGAUUUCAUCUUUUGAAGCUCAAUAAAAGGUGUGGUUAAUGGUGA